GUCAAACUCCGAAUCUCGAACUGUCAAUGGCCGUUUUAUGCAAUGUCAUUUCUGUGUAUUUUUGUUGUAGUGCAUGAGAUUUCAAUAGAUUUCUGAACAAAACACAACGAUUUCCCCAUCAUAUCGUUUUAAUUUAUUUUAUAAAGCAGAAAAAGUUUUAAAACACAUAAAAAGUAAAGCUGCAAAAUAUCAAGUCAUUCAUUGAAAUUCAAAUCAAAAUUCGUUUUAAUAAUUAAUUAAACAAAAAUGCCAACUUAUAAAGUGAAAGUAAAGUGGGGCCGUGAGAAUUUCCCCGAUGUAAGCGUCAACGUAGAUGAGAAUCCAUUGGUUUUUAAAACUCAAUUGUUUACAUUGACCGGUGUUCAGGUGCAUCGGCAAAAGGUUAUGUGCAAGGGUGUCGCUUUGAAAGACGACGAAUGGAACUUUCAACUGAAAGAUGGUGCUGUGGUAUUGUUGCUGGGUACAAAAGAUGACAUCGACACUGAGCCAAUUGAACGACCGAAAUUCAUUGAAGACAUGAAUGAAUCGGAAUUAGCUUCUGCGUUAAAAUUGCCGGCUGGUCUUACAAAUUUGGGUAAUACGUGCUAUAUGAAUGCGGUGGUUCAAUGCUUGAAAUCCGUUCCCGAGCUGGGCGAAUCGUUGAAAGAGUACAAGGAGGAUUUUUCCAUUAAUUCAUUGGGCUCAGCACAAUCGAUUACGGCGGCUAUGCGUUCCGUGUUCGAACAGUUGAACGGUGCGAACACAGUAACGCCAGUGUUGUUGCUGCAAACUCUUCACAUGGCAUUCCCACAGUUUGCGCAAACGGGUGAAAAAGGUUCGUACCAACAACAAGAUGCGAAUGAAUGUUGGUCUGAAUUGAUGAAGAUGCUGCAGCAAAAGCUAAAGCCCAUCAAAAAAGGAGAAUUGGUUCCAAGUUACAACUCAUUGAUCGAUCAAUUCUUUGGCGGAACUUUCGAUGUGGAGAUGAAAUGUUCGGAAAGUGAGGACGAGAAGCCAACAACGUCGCACGAAAGCUUCUUGCAAUUAAGUUGCUUCAUCUCACAAGAGGUCAAGUACAUGCUGAGCGGAAUUAAAUCGAAACUUCAAGAGCAACUGACAAAGCGAUCGUCAACGUUGGAACGAGAUGCUGUUUACAUUAAAUCGUCAAAAAUCAGCCGGUUGCCAGCAUACCUCACGGUUAACUUCGUUCGGUUCCAAUACAAAGGUAAAGAGGGUAUCAAUGCGAAAAUUUUGAAAGACAUCAAAUUCCCCAUUGACUUUGAUGCAUUCGAAUUGUGCAGCAAGUCACUUCAAGAGAAAUUGACACCGAUGCGAUCCAAGUUUAAGGAAAUUGAAGAUGCUGCUCUUCAAAAUCCAAAAUCUAAGGAUAAGCCUUUGGUAAAGAAAGAGGAUAAAAUGGUGGCAUUGCCAUAUUCGUUCGAUGAUGAUUUUGGUAGCAACAACAGCGGCUAUUACACAUUGCAUGCAGUGUUGACACAUCAAGGUCGUUCAAGUUCAUCGGGCCAUUAUGUUGGUUGGGUAAGACAAUCAACCACCGAGGACAAAUGGUUCAAAUACGACGAUGACGCUGUGUCGCCGGUCACAUCGGAGGAAAUCUUACGUUUGAGCGGUGGUGGCGAUUGGCAUUGUGCCUAUGUACUACUCUACGGGCCGCGAAUUUUACGUGUACCAGUCACUGAUGAACCAAUGCAAGAAUGAAACCAGUGUCAAAAUAGGAAAUAAAUGCAAAUGUUGUAAAUUGAAUUCCCAUUUUGUGAGACUGAAGAUAGAGAAUAAACUUAGCAUCUCAGUUUAACACAUGUACAAAUGGAAUAAGGCUAUGCUCAACAAUUUGUUAACACUUUUGUAUGACAGUUGAGAGUUUGUAAAAUACGACAAGUUGUCAAGAAUGGUAAAAAAACGUUUGCAAAAAUUCAAAUUCCAAUCAUGAAAAUAAAAAUAAAAAAAUUGCAUCAACAACAUUUCAUCAUCUUUAUACGGAAUAACAGAAAAUAUAUUUCCACAUUCUUUUAUUCAAAA
Sitodiplosis mosellana (orange wheat blossom midge) is the source of this 2019-nucleotide messenger RNA. RefSeq names its product ubiquitin carboxyl-terminal hydrolase 14-like. The transcript has 8 exons. Bases 247 to 1698 code for a protein of 483 amino acids. NCBI's taxonomy places the organism in Eukaryota, Metazoa, Arthropoda, Insecta, Diptera, Cecidomyiidae. The record is from RefSeq and is a predicted model, not a curated record. Gene Ontology annotation, biological process: proteasome-mediated ubiquitin-dependent protein catabolic process; protein deubiquitination; regulation of proteasomal protein catabolic process. Gene Ontology annotation, molecular function: proteasome binding; cysteine-type deubiquitinase activity.